AUGGCAUCUCCAGGAGGAUGGUUAAGUGCUUACGCCGAUUUUUUCAAGCCACAAUCCAACGUUCGGCUUUUCACCGUCGGCAAAAAUGGUGUUGAAGAGCUGUCGGUAGAAUCUUUAUCAUCACAAGGCAAUAUCUCCAAUCCAGGCUCACCUUGCGCCGGCUCAAGAAUAUAUGUUUUUGAAACAAGAGGAAGUAGAGCGGACCUCCAGGGGACCGCUGGCAUUCAGAUCUCUGAAAGCCUCUUCAAAACCAUCUGUUCAACAUGGCAUAUCUCUCCUCGCUUCCUGGAGCAGAUGUCAAGACCUGGCGCUUUACCGCGCUUUGAAUACUUGCUUGAGCGAGAAGAGCCGACUGUCAAGAUAAGCAAGCUGAUUGCUAUUAACAUCGGGUUCCGAUGGGGUUCUGGCCAUGGCGAAUUCAUCAUUGCACUCGGCAAGUACUCCUUGGCAUCUCGCACGUUCAGUAUGUUUUGCUCCUCGAGGGGUAUUCUAGAAUACGAUGGGUUGAACUCCGAAUUGUUGAGACUAUAUUCUGUUUCCGACCUAAUGGAACGGUACGAGGUUGAGAUUCAACGACAUCCACUCACACUAAUCUGUCUUCUUAUGGAGUGCUGCGAGCGAUUCAUCGAUAUCAAGUCCCAAAAGUAUAAUCUCAAUAUGUUACAAAUAGGAGACUCUCUUCAAGCCUUGUAUCCGUCAGCCUUUGCCGAAUGGAUCAGAUCAUGGAAUAUAAACUCCGCAGCGAAGUCUACGCAGAACACCCUUUUGUUCGAUUGCUACAAUGAUGUGACCUGGAUCGGGAAGAAUUGUUUUGAGCUGAUGGACAUCUGCCGACAAUAUCUUUGGCUUUCAGAGUACCUUGAGAAGUCUUAUCAUCAAACGAUACCGCAAAGCAUAGUUCGUGGCUUGAUCCACCGCACUGAGAUUCAUUCUCGCAUCCUCGAAUACUUGGAAAAGAUGAUUAACACGCAGUUCAGCCAUCAAUACAACUACUUGGUCCAGAAAGAUGCGGAAGUGUCCAUUCAAAUCUCAAGAGCAACGAAGAAAGACGGCGAGUCGAUGAAGACCCUGGCAUAUCUUACACUGUUUUUCCUUCCGAUAACUUUCGUCUGUGCCAUCUUCUCGACAACUGUCUUCAAUUUCCAGAAUUGGCAUAUAUCCAACUCCAGAGUGGUGUCUCCAGGAUGGUGGGUUUUUGUCUUGAGCUGUGUGGCAGCAAUGAUCGCUACGCUCUGUGGUUGGUUUCUUCUUGUUGUCCGGCAGCACGACUGA
Rhinocladiella mackenziei CBS 650.93 is the source of this 1272-nucleotide messenger RNA. RefSeq lists its product as uncharacterized. The record is from RefSeq and is a predicted model, not a curated record. The transcript has a single exon. The coding region runs from base 1 to 1272 and encodes 423 amino acids. NCBI's taxonomy places the organism in Eukaryota, Fungi, Ascomycota, Eurotiomycetes, Chaetothyriales, Herpotrichiellaceae.